Molecule: messenger RNA, 372 nt
Organism: Suillus paluster
Lineage: Eukaryota; Fungi; Basidiomycota; Agaricomycetes; Boletales; Suillaceae
Exons: 2
Coding region: 1-372 (123 amino acids)
Source: RefSeq, a predicted model, not a curated record
AUGGCUAUGGUCAUAUUCGUUGACAAUGCACCUCCCACUGCAGAAUACCCUGAGAUCGUCACCAUCCAUGAACACACUGCUGGUUUCCUUCUUGCUGCCAGCACAAUGGCUGACAAAUGUUUUCUCUAUCACUACCUGGGGGUAUAUUAUAACAUCCCGGCAUGUAGCAAGCAACCCCCUUGGAAACCACCUUUCUACUGUGUCACCCGUGGCCAUGUGGUGGGUGUGUUACCCAGCUGGGAGCACACUCUAAAUGCCAUUCUGGGCAUCCAUAAUGCCAAAUACGAGGAAGUUGAUACUAUCGCCAUCGGUGAGGAAAAGGUCAGGCUGGCAAUUGAGAAGGGAGAAGUGGAAAUUGUAAACAACUACUAG